CAGUAGUGCAGCGUCAGUCACAGGUCUCAGGUUUUCCGGGCGUCAGCAUCAUCUCAUCACACACUCCUGCAGCCGUUAAACACUCAGGUCUAAUAACACACAUCUCCACGUCUCCCAGCGGAUCUCCAGCAGAGGUUCAGUGAUCAGAGACUGAUCUCGUAAUGAAGUGAAUCAAACACAGUCUGAUCACAAGCAGCUGCUGGCUGAACUCAUCCUCUGUAACUGAGCUCACAUGACAGACAGAAUCACACAGGAAACCAGAGAGAUGGAACUUCCUGUUUCUGACGCUAAUAAAGUGAAGACAGGACUGAAGAACGACAGAAGUGCUCUGUCUGCUCAUCAUCAUCAUCAUCCUCAUCAUCCUCACAGACGCCGGUAUGAUCAGGGUUGUUCUGGUUCUCCUGUGUGUGUCUCUGGUCUGUUCUGAGAUCAGGAGUCUCACUGAUCAAUGGAUGGCCUGGAAAUCUCAACACAAUAAGUCCUACGGAAACCCGAGGGAGGAGCGUCACAGGAGGGGUGUUUGGGAGAAGAAUCUUCUGGACGUCAUGAAACAUAAUGAAGAGACGUCUCUGGGCCUGCACUCGUACACACAGGGCCUGAACCAGCUCAGCGACAUGUCUGCAGACGAGGUCAAUCAACUGAACGGUUUGCUGGAGGAAGAUUUUCCAGACGUCAACGUCACCUCCUUCCCUCCGUCACAGCAGCCCCUCCCUCCACGAGUCAACUGGGCGGAGCACGGGCUGGUCAGUCCUGUCCAGAACCAGGGCCCGUGUGGCUCGUGCUGGGCGUUCAGUGCCGUCGGUGCUCUGGAGGGUCAGAUGAAGAAGAAAACCGGUUCUCUGGUUCCAUUGAGUCCACAGAACCUGAUGGACUGCAGUGUGAGUCUGGGGAACCGUGGAUGCCAGGGAGGAUAUAUGAGCCAAGCUUUCCGCUACAUCAUCCAGAACAACGGCAUCGACUCUGAAGCCUCCUACCCAUAUGAACACAAGCAGGGUGAGUGUCGAUACUCAGUGACAGGAAGAGCUGGAUAUUGCUCAGGUUUCCAGAAUCUUCCUCGUCACGACGAGGUGGCGCUGCAGAACGCUGUUGCUAAUAUCGGGCCUGUGUCUGUCGGGAUCAACGCCAAACUUCCUUCCUUCCACAGAUACAGAGGCGGAAUCUACAGCAGUCCAAUGUGUGGCUCUAGAUUGAUCAAUCAUGCGGUUCUAGUUGUGGGAUAUGGCUCAGAAAAUGGAAAAGACUACUGGCUGGUGAAAAACAGCUGGGGAACAGCUUGGGGAGAAAAGGGCUUUGUCCGCAUGAUCCGGAAUAAAAACAUGUGUGGAAUAUCCAGCUUCGGCAUUUACCCCACCAUCUGAUCCACCCCACCGACCGCAUCUGAUCGCCCGCCCCGCUCAACACAAUGACCCUCCUGGAAGUACAGCCUUAACUUUUCUACUUCUAAUAUUUGUGUGUUCAGUAUAUAUUUUUUGCAUAUAAUUAAACACCAAACAUUUUAAAUGAAAUAAAUUAAAGAUGAAUUCGAAUGUAAAAUGAAAUAAAUGCUUUCAAUAAAAACUAUUACAA
Messenger RNA from Puntigrus tetrazona (Sumatra barb), 1566 nucleotides. RefSeq names its product cathepsin S, ortholog 1 (gene ctss1). The record is from RefSeq and is a predicted model, not a curated record. Gene Ontology annotation, cellular component: lysosome. The coding region runs from base 378 to 1358 and encodes 326 amino acids. The transcript has 8 exons. Gene Ontology annotation, molecular function: cysteine-type endopeptidase activity. NCBI's taxonomy places the organism in Eukaryota, Metazoa, Chordata, Actinopteri, Cypriniformes, Cyprinidae. Gene Ontology annotation, biological process: immune response.